Molecule: messenger RNA, 1030 nt
Organism: Salpingoeca rosetta
Lineage: Eukaryota; Choanoflagellata; Craspedida; Salpingoecidae
Exons: 5
Coding region: 160-672 (170 amino acids)
Biological process (GO): positive regulation of DNA-templated transcription; regulation of transcription by RNA polymerase II
Cellular component (GO): SAGA complex; DUBm complex
Molecular function (GO): transcription coactivator activity
Source: RefSeq, a predicted model, not a curated record
ACACACACACACACACACACACACACACACACACACACACGCACACACCCACACUCACACACGCGCAUCCAGGUAGACUCAAGGCCAGUCGACACGCUGUCGUGUGAGCAAGAAGAAGAAGAGGAGGAGGAGGAGGCGGAGGCGGGAAGAAGGAGGGUCAUGACACAAGAGACACCAACAGCGGCUGCAGUGGCUGCUGUGGCAGAUUCCAUGCUGGACUUCUUCAUCUGGGAGGUUGUGUUCGAGGUGCAUCGCGAGGCCAAGCUCGAUCUGAGCUGCUCCUGCACCCCAGCCACCGCAAACGCGCCCAAUCACACACACCACGGCCUUGUGAACGCGCCGGGACUGGACAUCUUCGGCCAGAAGCCGCAAGCAAGCCCCGUUGUGACGUGCCCCAACUGCCACAUGCCAAAGCAAGCCACAAAGCUGGCGCAACAUCUGGAGCUGUGCAUGGGCGUUGGUGGCCGUGAGAGCAGACGAGGAGGAGGCACUCGCUCCCGAAAUAACCACCAGCCGCCAGCACCAAGUGCACCCAAACCCCGCGCAUCUGAAAACUCGGAGCGAAGACGAAAGCCAACCACCAAAGUUUCUGCUGCGCUUGAGGAUCGGGCGAGCAAACGGCCACGACGCGGCGGAAACAGCAGCGCACCCCCGGUUACAGGCGCCGACUGACACCCUGGCCAUAGGCUGUUAGGUUACCGCUCUGAUACGCCCUGUUCUGUUGUGCUUGUUCUGAUGCUCCCUGCUCUGUUGUGCUUGGAUGGCAUGCUCGCGCUGACGGGCGUGCGUGCGUGUAUUGCUGUUGUGUGCGUGGUCUAAUCAACCAAGCCGGCUGCGCUUUGAGUCGGGUGUUGCUUGUUGUGGUUGAUGAUGGUGGCUUGGGCGAUGCCAAAUGCAGUUUGCAAACGCUUGUGGAGCGUGAUCUGCACAUUGAUGGGCUGACGGUGUCAGGGUUGUUGGCAGUGGAGAUGGGUGGUGUUGCUACGCUGAUGUAUGGGACUAUUGAUUAAUAAAAGACGUGCGCUUUCGG